UUUCAUUUGAUCGUCUUAUCUCGUCAUUGAAAUCUUCCAUCCCUGUCAUUGCCGAUGUGGACAACUUCCCAAUCUACUGCUUUUCAAAAAAAGUGAUAAUCUUUCGAGAAAAGUUCAAAAUUGGUGUUAACAACAAUGCAAAUAACUAAUUUUUAUUUCAUUAUCGUUAUUCAACUAGGAUGUAUGAAAAUCGGUCAAUCAGCUUCAUCCGAUCUCCAAGCAAUCAGUGAACAGUUUCGGAUUCUAUCGCGUGUCACCAAUGCAAUUUCCCUUCAAGCUGGAGCAAUUAGGAAGGAAAUCAAAGCUCGUGAUCUUCUAUCAGAACUUCUUCAUAUGCCCAGCGAUCAGUUGAACACGGUUAUGAACGUAAAUGUGGAGGCGGCAAGUUUGGAGUUAAAAAGGAUGCACCAAGAAUACACGAAGUUGAUUCAAUUAUCUAAAAAUGAUACACAAGCCUUGUCGGAUGAUGAUGUUAAGGCUAUGAUGGCCACUUUGAGCUUCAUAUUGUUUUUCUCACAGCAAUCGUCUAGCUUGUCAGCAUUAUCCAGUAUCUCAACAAAAAAGUUGUUGAGUGAAGCCGGAACUCUUAGUAGUUACAAAAUGUUUGCCACUAAAUGCGCAAAGUUAUCCUUGUUGGAAGAUUUCAUUGCUCUUUUUGACGACGACACAGGAGUGACCCCGGAUUCUGCAACGGUUGCUGAAAUUAUCAAUAAUUUUUAUAUGGAGGAACAGUUGAUGAACACAUGCAUUGAUAGCUUGAGAAGUUUGGGUUCCAAAAUAGAAAAAUUGUCCAAUUGGAAGGAUUUAGCAGUCUACCGACAAUUGCUAAAUGGGAAGAACAAUAUAAUUUGGUUUGAAACACACCGAGAAUCCCUGUCAUCGAUGAAUAGUACACUUUUGCAAGUUCUAUCUACUUUUCAAACAGCAAAACCGCUUUGGAAUAGCCCAAGCUCUCUCGGUCAGAAAAUGGUUUUUGAAGCAAUGGCUCAACUCAAUAAAUCAAUCGUGGAAGCAAAAUCUCAUAAUAUUUCGCCAGUCAAGCAAAAUUUGUUGUUCACUGCUGGCUUCAAAAACUCUGGAGAUUUUUCGAAGAUUGCUGGUGAUUUGAAUAGUAAUUGGUUCAAGAAGCAUGUUGCGAAGGGUUCAAGUACAAAUUCACUGAGUAAUGCUCUUGAAAUAUUUCAAACAAUUUCGGGAAAAAUGGUUGCUUUGGAUUCGUCGUGGAAAGAAUUAAUGCAUGUAACCAAAGGAUUUCAAAACUUACCCGUUGUAGAAAGAGUUAACAAUGCUGCAGAUGUCGCGACAAUCGGAUUGAAUUUCUCGAAACUGGAGAGAAUCAUUCAGGACUCGAGAAUACAUAUCAACAACUGCAUGAAAGAGACGCUGUUAGCAAGAUCAAAGCUAAAAUCAUUUGAUGCAAGCAUUGUAGAGUAUGAAAAGUAUAUGUUCCCAGCAGAGAAUAUUAUGAACAGACUUGCAAACAUCAAGGACAUUAUUGCAGAGCUGACCGUCGCCUUGAAUUUUAUGGUUUAUCCGAAUACACAGGCACGAGACCUGUUCAAAGAUGACUGUCACACACUUUAUUGGACUCUUAGCAAGCUUGACGUCAACACAUCCAAUGCGAUAACAGUGAAAAAUAUGCUGAUUAGGGAUUUCAAAAAGCUCACUCAUCAUUCAUACAGCUUCAUUGACACGAUGAAAAGCAUUGCAAAAAUCUCAUCGGAGCUCAAAAUUGUUGAAAAAACUUCUGCUGGUAUUUAUGACAGCGAUGGACCGAAUCUGGGUGACCUUGUAUCGGAACUCGAACUGGUGAAAACUUCACAAUGUUUCAGCCAUCAUUCUGAGACCAUACAAGAACUGAUGUUGAUAGUUCACAAGCUUUACAGUACACGAUACCCUCCUGAUCACGCAACUUCAUCAACAAUGCAUGAGUACCUGGAUCGCCUUGAAAAGGUGCAAAAUAAUCUAGCUCUUGUGGAAAAGGAAAUCAAAUCGAGCUCUUCUCAGAUAAAUGCUACUAACAAUCCAGUUCUUUUGUUGAAAACUCCUCAAGCUCUGAUUAAAAACAUUGGCACGAGCACCCGCGUACUGGAAGAUCUUGAGAAUGUACGACAGCACCGUCAGUUUCUUUUUUCGGUUCGAAACUUCACUGCUGAUGUGAAGAAAGUGAUUGUUGGAGAGAAUUUGAUAGAAUGGUUUGAUCCGGAAGAGAAAUUGAUAGAGUUGCUGGAAGAAGCUGAUCAAUUGAACGAGUUUGCUGGGAAAUUGAGAAACGGAAGUUUAACGGAGAUGUCACGCGUGUUUGACGAAGCGGCAAAAAUAAAAGGAAUCAAUGGGGACUCACAAUCAUUGAACACUUUGUCAAUUAAACUUCAAAAAUCAGUUGGCAUAGAUCAGCUGGCUGCCUCGAAAGUAUUCCAGAAGAUUCGAGAGUUCAACUUGGAUUUCGCAAAACAUGAAGCCGCUUUGAAGAGUGCAAGUGUCACAGUUAAUUCAUUGGUUGCAUAUUACGAUGAAAUAUUUGGAAAUUCUAAAUCCAAAAUCCUAACAAUUGAGAAACACAUCGAUAACUCAUUUCCUUGGAUCUAUAUUUUCUUGAUUUGCAUUGGAUCGAUGAUUUUAAUUGGAUUGCUUUGUGUUGUUGCAUAUGGAUUCACAAAAAACGGAAGAGCCAAGUACAUGAAUCUAUACUUAUACUAUUUCGGAAAGCCGCUGGAUUAUGAAAGAAGAUGGAGAUAUUCGUUGUUCCUUGACAAUCAGGGUGGAAAGAACACUCUGUUGGAUGCAGUUCGGGAGAUUAACAAGACACAUGUUGUGAAAGCUGUCAAGAUGGGAGCCUACAUAAAUGCAUUUAACAAGUUUGGAAACACAGCUUUGCAUGUUGCCACGAAAUCAGCUUUACCUGAAAUUGUUAAGAUUCUAAUCGAGCAUGGAGCAGAUCUAACAUUGCUCAACACAUUGAACAAAACACCAGAACAGAUGAUUCCUCUCGCUUCUCCAGACCAUUCAAAGGAUAUGGUUGAAAAGCUCGAGAAGAUCCGAAUGUUGUACAAAAAGGCGAAUGGGAAAAAAUACAGAAUGAGUGUUCCGCAAAAGUUUCCAGCAACUUCAUUUCAUAUUUGGAUGGACGAAAGAACUGACAACAAAAUCACCAACGAUUUUAUGGAGAAGUUUCAGGCUAUUACAUCCGAUGAAGCAGCCCCGAACACAACCCAUGUUAUUGUGAAGACGGAUGAGAAUGGCGUUCUGGAAACUGAUGAUCUUGACCUACUGUUCUGGGUGUUUAAUGGAGCAAUUAUAGUGAAGGAACAAUGGAUGAUAGAUUGUCUGAACGAGGAGAAGCUUAUUGAGCAAGAUUCAAAGUAUUUGGUCGAUAGUGUCAAAUACAAGGGAUCCACUUUCAAGACUGUUCUUCAGUGGAGUGAAGCUAUGGCAAAAGGAGCUAUUCCAUAUCUGUACGGGGUAUAUGCAGCAAUUGUCAUGACGGAAUGCAAGAAUUUGGUAACAUUGAAUACCCUUGUCGCAGCCCAUGGUGGAUUUAUGAUGAAAACCUUCCCAGGAAAGGAUGCCUUCAACGUUGGCUCACGUCCAUAUAAUCAUGCAAAUCUUGGACCACUGUUUUUGAUUCACGAUGGAACGAUCAACUUGAAAGCCUAUACUGCUGAUCCAGACAAGAUGUACACGCUGUUUACUGAAGAAGAGUUUAUCAAAUUCAUGCUCCAAAGAAAUAUUAUCAAAGAUACUCGUGAAACACCGAUUACUGUUUUGAAAGCUGAUAAAUAAAUACUUUUCUUGGAA
This is a messenger RNA of Caenorhabditis elegans, 3798 nucleotides long. It is a transcript of the gene F36D3.5, whose product is annotated as BRCT domain-containing protein. NCBI's taxonomy places the organism in Eukaryota, Metazoa, Nematoda, Chromadorea, Rhabditida, Rhabditidae. The record is from RefSeq and is marked reviewed. The coding region runs from base 136 to 3783 and encodes 1215 amino acids. The transcript has 12 exons.